CACGGCGCGCUGGUUAAACGAAGCAGCCGCCGUCGGUUUUUUGUGGCGCAGAUCCCUGCUGUCAUUUUAUUUCUUCAUUUAGAGACGCGUGCAGAAGGUUGAGGUCAGGUACAAACAUGACGAGCUUCUCCUCCGCUUUCUGUCCGUGUGCGCGCACACGUUUGAUGGUUAUAAACAGGUGCGCGUGUCCUUUGGAGGACUGGAUCCGCGCGCCGCGAUCUCCCUCCAUCCUCCACCGCAGCCGUGUCUCUCUUCCAUUCACACGGGAAGAUGAAUAACCGAUCGGAAGGGCACCGGGAGAGAGGUGGCAGCCCCCCCCCAAACACACACGCGCGCUGCAGAAAAUUGCAUGAUUACCGAGAUAGGCCGCCUUGAAAUAAUUCAAUCCAUGACAAAACCUAAUUACUGGCAGGUAAUACCCUGUCAGCUUUAAUGCAUCUCAUCACUCAUAAUGGCGCAGAGAGCAUUUUAUGACCCAUCUCAUUAUCGCUGCGUUUUAGGCUCGAGCCGCAUGCCAACUAUUGACUUGUAUCUCCUCCUCCACAGCCUCCCUCCCUCCCUCCCUCCUUCUCCCUACCAGAAUAUUCAAGGGACUAACUUCCACUUGUCUAGGCCGCGUGUUGGAACACUGAAUGGUGCGUAUAUAUGCAACAGGUGUGUGUGUGUGUGUGUGUGUGUGUGUGCGCGUGCCCGUGGGCCUUGCUGUGGUCCCAAAGUAUGCAAUAACAAGGCACAAAGAAUAAUCCCGUCCUCUUAUUACCGGAAACAUUGACAUAACGGCUGUGGAGCAGAGAGGCGAUCAUCGUCGGUGGAGCCCGGGACCUCACAUGACGCCCGGGAACGCUGGAGGAAGAGGAAUCAGUGACCUUGAUUGAUCUAAUUGUCGUGUUGUAUCUGCGCUCUACUUUUCCUUUUUCUCCCACUCAUUGAUAACAGAAACACACGAGUGACUGACUCAUACGCACUCAUUGUUUUAAUGAUAAACUCAUAGUCCUAUUCGAGUCAAGUCUAACACAAUGUGCCUGUGUGCGCGUGACUGUACCUCCGUUUAACUCGGUCUGGACUUGACGCUGUUGUUAACACUGAACAACCACGUCAGCAGGUGUCAGAAGGUGCGUGUUUUAUGUCUCCUCGUGAGGUGCCCCUGAACGCAGCAUGUCCACCUUAAAUUCAAGACUAAACUUGUCCUGACGUUCAGACCGCUCUGCGCGCGCCUUGAGACAAACUGUGUUCCUGUCUAAUAUAAUGAGCGCCGCGCGCACCCGCGACUCCAAGAUUAAAGGACGUUGAGGGGGGCGGAAAUGGGCGUUCCAGGGACGCGCACGCGAUGCAUGCCUCCGUCAUAUAGUGGAGCGGCUUGUAAUAAGUGAAUGACCUUAUCGUGGCGGUGUAAUGUUUCUCCGGAGAGGGAUUGGGUUUUUUUGGAGGUAAUAAAGCUCGGCUCCCCCCCACGUCUCUUGCCACUCUCGCUGAUGCAUCGGGGACACCGGCCGGCCUGAGCCCCACGCGCACUCCUGCCGCACGCUCACACCGCUUGAACACUUGUAGCCGUCUCCCACAAACCGGUUCGCUCUGACCCACGUGGAGCUCAUUCCAUACUGAAGAGCGGCGCGGCGCGCGAUGUCAGUUUGGUGAACUUUUUGCUGCUGUUGUUGUUUUUGUCCCGUUCAGAGGAGCAUCUGUAGCUGGAGUUCAUUCUCACUUCUGCUUCACUUGUUGACAAAGGUAUACAAAUGCUCUCCGUCCAGCCGGACACCAAGCCAAAAGGCUGUGCCGGCUGCAACCGGAAGAUCAAGGACCGCUACCUGCUGAAGGCCCUCGAUAAGUACUGGCACGAGGACUGCCUCAAGUGUGCCUGCUGUGACUGCAGGCUGGGCGAGGUGGGCUCCACGCUCUACACCAAAGCCAACCUCAUCCUGUGCCGGAGAGACUACCUACGGUUGUUUGGCGUUACAGGGAACUGCGCGGCCUGCAGCAAGCUAAUUCCAGCCUUCGAGAUGGUCAUGAGGGCCAAAGAGAACGUCUACCACCUGGACUGCUUCGCGUGCCAGCUCUGCAAUCAGAGGUUUUGUGUGGGAGACAAGUUUUUCCUGAAGAACAACAUGAUCCUGUGCCAGACCGACUACGAGGAGGGGCUGAUGAAGGAGGGCUACUCUCCCCAGGUCCGCUGACCCUCGUAGGCCAACAACAAGGAAGAGGAGGAGGAGGAGGAGGAGGAGGAGUGGGAGCAAGAGAGAGACCUGAAGGAGAGCUUGCAAUCACACAACAAAAAGCACUAUCGCCUCCUGUCCAGCUCCUGUCCCCCACAUGUACAUAACUAAGCAAGCUUCCCCGGGAGGGGAGGGGACACACUCUGCUGUACAGAAUAGCCAUAGAGACAUGUGGCAGGAAAGGCCCGGGGAGCCUACAACAAACUACAAGUGUGAAAAAAAAAAUAGUUUGGCCAUUUCUUUGUUUAUGACGGAUCCUGCCUCUUUCCUUCUGGCCAGCAGACACCGGCCUCAGAGCAAUUUCUAACCAACGGCUGAUCCCGGCUGUUGGAAAGCAAAAACAAGAUAUAUAUUAACCCACCCAAAAGCAGUUUUGUGUCUUCUUAUCUGAAAAGGACAGACAACUUCUACUUGAAUCUAAAAUACACUGAGGUAUUGUCAAUGUAAUUUUGAGGUAACAACCUUUUUACUGUAUGAUAUCAGAUUUAAAACACAGUGAAUGUAAGCGAAAGAGCGGCAAAACUAACGCUGAUGACUAAUUUCUUGCUGUGUGUGUGUGUGUGUGUGUGUGUGUGUGUGUGUGUGUGUGUGUGUGUGUGGGGGCCCGCGUGCGUGCAUGCGUGGGCCCGCGUGCGUGCAUGCGUGCGUGCGUGCGCGUUGAGGACUUCUCUGUCUCGCAGUCUUGCAAGGCUCGGUCUGGUCCAUGUAGUCUUUACAGAACCUUAAGAUUCCAAAAUUGAUCACAAAUAUCAAAUAGUAUCGCCAUGCUUCCAGAUCGCACAGCUGUGUUGGCUCCUGGGCAAAACAAAUCUGUUUGAGACAAAAUGUGUGUGUUUCUCUGGAUGGAUGGAAUCUCUCACAAUCACUACAUGCAUAUAUUUGAGACCAUCAUGUCACUAGAAGACAAUUGAUCCUUGAAGACUAGUGUCACAUACCUUUCUGGUAGCACAACGUUAACGUGUUUUUGGCUGUUUUGAUUGUUAGUGAAAACACUUUUCCUGAUCAAAGUCGGCAGCUUUUGAGGACAUUAAAGGGGGUAUAUCAUGCUCAUUUUCAGGUUCAUACUUUUAUUCUGGGUUACUACUAAAACAUGUUUACAUGUGUUACUGUUCAAAAACCACAUUAUUGUUCUCAUAAUGUUUAUCUGAAUAUACCUGUCUUCACCCUCUAUCUGAAAUGCUCCGUUUGUAGUGCCUGUCUCCUUAAGGCCCCCUCCCGAGAAAAAUCCAGUCUGCUCUGAUUGGCUUGCAAGAAAAAUUUCCGAUUAGAAGACGACCCACGUCACCGCCCACACAGGUAUGUGUACAAGCACAGAAAAGGGAGUUUUUUGAUUGGGCCCCAAAAAAUCCUCACAACUUUCACCUCUCCUGAGCUUUAUGUCAUCUCGCCUGCUCAGCAACAAACGGCAGUCAAGGUUAGCAACUACUUGGAGCAUUUAGCAGCUAAAGAGCCACAUAUUUUUCACAGCAAUUGGUGGAGCCCAAAACAGAGCUAAAACUUCUAUUCAUCCGGUGUACACAAAGAUCGCUCCAAGGAGAUGCAAAUGUUGCUCUGUGUCUGCUGGAUGUGUAAAGAGGCAACAAACACGUUGCAACAAAAGGAUUACAGUAUUUGCAAUCUUUUCAGCUCUACUGCCCCCAAGUGGUCAAAAUACACAAUUAAUGCGGCUUUAAACGUAAUGGACCAGACCUGAUGCCUGUGGACAAACACGUGGUUUUGCGAGACUGUCAUGGCUUGACAAGAGUCACUGUUCCAUUCCUGAAAUGCAUUCCGUCAGAGCUACUUUCAGCAGUAUUUGGGCAGCCCGGCUACGUUCUGAGGGAGGACUGUGUAUUUUUUGCUGGAGACAGUCUUUCUAUUCAUGAAAAACUUUUCUUUCACUCUGGUCAAACAGAAAUGUGGGGGAAUGCCCAUGGCGGCAUGUUGUUGUAGCGGUUGUUAGGGAUUGGUCGGGGAUGGUAGGGGUUGGUUACUUUUUGUACACUAUUUAUUUGAUAAGCAUUCAGUACAUCGCCCGUUGUCCAAAAUUCGGCAUUGUUUGACAUGCUGAUACUUGAAUCCAAUUGAGGAUUUCUCAAUCUACAUUUGGCUUAUGUUGAGGGCGGCAGUGUGAUUUUCAACACGGCUUUGGGUUCAGAUACUGCACCCUGCGGCAGGUCAGUCCCCUUAAGGGCGUGGUGGCUCCCUGCUGCAGAGGAGUACGUCCAGUAGUAAAUAUCAGCAUCUGAGCGUGUGCAACAGCGCUCAGCACCAUUUCUUAGCUGGAAAAAAAAAGUUCUUUCAUUUGUAAAUUGUGGGUGUACAUAAAAGAAAUAUUCAUUUUUGCUUGCUAUUGUACAAUGAUUUCUUUUUAUGUGUCAUCCAGCAUGAGAUGUUUAUUUUUAGGACGCUUGUAAAUACUGUAAUUGUAAUAAUUUUAAGCACAAAUGUAAUACAGUUUUAUUGUGUUAAUUGUGAGUGGUGUCUUUCUUUCUUCGACUGUUAUUUCUGACCUGUAUAUUUGUCAGGCUGAGAUUUAUAUCUGAAGA
Molecule: messenger RNA, 4738 nt
Organism: Anarrhichthys ocellatus (wolf-eel)
Lineage: Eukaryota; Metazoa; Chordata; Actinopteri; Perciformes; Anarhichadidae
Gene: lmo3
Product: LIM domain only 3
Exons: 4
Coding region: 1734-2171 (145 amino acids)
Biological process (GO): positive regulation of transcription by RNA polymerase II
Cellular component (GO): nucleus
Molecular function (GO): transcription coactivator activity; DNA-binding transcription factor binding
Source: RefSeq, a predicted model, not a curated record